CGGCCGGGCGGGACUAGGGGCGCGGGCGCGCCAUGCAGGGGGCCCGGGCUGCGCCCUACCGCCUGCGGCCGCUGCCGAACCUAUGGCUGCUGCCUCUGUUGUUUCUGCUUUUGAACCGGAUUCGUUUACAGGGCAGCCCUGGUCCAAUGCAGUGCUACCGAGCUGGAUCCUUAGGAGACUUGAACUGCUCAUGGGAGCCUCUUGAGGACUUAGGAGCCCCCUCCACGCUGCACUUCCAGAGCCAGAAGUACCAUCUCAACAGAACUCAGGUCGUGGCAGUGCCUGCGGGGCAGAGCUGGGUGACCAUUCCGCGGGAACUGUUCACAGAGUUUGACACACUCCUUGUCUGGGGAGCCAAGGCAGGUGGGCCUCUUUGGCCCCCAAUCUCCGUGGACCUAGAAACCCGAGUGAAGCUGGAUGCCCCGCGGCUGUCCCCUGACAUAAACUUUUCAGAGGACGACCCCCUGGAGACCACUGUCCAAUGGGCCCCACCCACAUGGCCACACCAUCAGGAGGACAUGGUCUGUCAGUUCUACUACCGAAGAUGCCAGGAGGAGGCCUGGACCCUGCUGGAGCCAGAACUGAAGUCCAUACCUCUGACCCCUGUUGAGAUCCAGGAUCUGGAGCUAGCCACUGGCUAUGAGAUGUCUGGCCGCUGUCGAAUGCAAGUAGAAGAGGAUCUGUGGGGCGAGUGGAGCCCCAUUCUGUCCUUCCAGACACCGCCCUCUGCUCCAAAAGAUGUGUGGGUGUCUGGGAACCUCUGUGGACCAAGAGCUGCUGAACAGGAAGCCUUGCUCCUGUGGAAGGCCCCAGGGCCCUGUGUGCAAAUGAGCUACAGAGUCCAGUUCUGGCUUGGAGGUAGAGAGGUGCUCCAGGAAGGGACCCCCUGCUGCAGCUCCUCUAUCCCAACCCAGGCGGAGUGGGCUGGGGUGUCCGCUGUCAACACCAGCACCCGGGAGAUCUUCACUAACCUAUCUUUGGCCUGCUCAGGCUCUGCCCCCCAUGAUGUGGUGGUCAGCAGCACCACUGACAGUAAGGAGCUGCUGGUGACCUGGCAGCAGGAAGCCAGGGAGCUGUGGGAGCAUGUGGUGGACUGGGCUCGAGAUGGGGAUACCCCAGAGAACCUCAGCUGGGUCCGGCUUCCCCCAGGGAAUCUCAGUGUCCUGUUGUCAGGGAAUUUCGAGAAAGGAGUGCCCUAUCAGAUCACAGUGACCACAGUCUCUCCUUGGGGCUUGGCUCCUGCCCCCUCAGUCUGGGGAUUCAUAGAGGAACUAGCACCCCUGAUGGGGCCAGAGCUUUGGCGACUCCAGGAUGCGCCCUCAGGCAUCCCCACCAUAGCAUGGAGAGAGGUCCCACGGCACCAACUUCGUGGCCACCUUACCCACUACACCUUGUGCAUACAGAGUGAAACUGGGUUCCGCGUCUGCACUAAUGUGAGUGGUGUCACCCAGAAUGCUACCCUGACAAACCUUCACUGGGGUACCUUUGAGCUGUGGAUGACUGUGUCCAACAUGGCAGGACAGGGCCCACCUGGUCCCAGAAUCCAGCUGCACCUACCAGAUAACACACUGAAGUGGAAAGUUCUUCCAGGUGUCCUACUGCUAUGGGGUGUGCCCCUGAUGGGCCUGCUCCUGGCCAUCUCUGGAAGGUGCACCCACCUUUGGCACAAGGUGCUGCCCCACUGGGUCUGGGAGAAUGUUCCAGACCCAGCCAAGAGCAAUUCUGGCCAGCCCCACAUCGAGGAGGGGCUCCAGGCCCGGCCCCUCGAAGACGUACCCAUCCUGGAGGUGCAGGAAAUGGAGCCACCACCAGGUAUGGAGCCCUCCCAGCCCCUCACCACGCUUGACUAUGGGUAUGAGAAACACUUCCUGCCCACACCCGAGGAGCUGGGCCUGCUGGGGGCCCCCAGACAUCAGAUUCUGGCUUGAACCUUACCCCAGGCCGGGGGCUACAGGUCACAUCACAAAGGUGCUCACCCCAGCCCUAGAUCAGCCCUGUUGACAGAUGAAGACAUUGAGGCUGAGCGAGGCCAAGUCAUUUGCCUGAGGGCACCCAGCUGGAAGAGCUGGGAUUGAAGGACCUCCACAGAGAAGGGCCAGCCCUAGUAGGACUACAGUAGGUGAACGAAGGAGUAAAAGAAAAUGUAUGAUGAAAUCAAGAGCAUCAGCUGCCUCCCAAAGUCUGUCCUUCCGUUUUAACAGAACUGUAAUUGGGAACAAUUGCCAGCCUCCCUUGCAGCCAGGUGCAGGUAUGGACUGAGUUCUCACCAACAGAACAAGAGCAGAAACGAUGUGUGCCACUCUCACCCCCCACCCUGUCUGGUGGGCCUUAAGACACUGGGUAGGGGCUCCUCCACAUUCUCCUCCCUUUCCCAUGAGCUGGAGAAUCACCGUGCCCUUGUUCCAGGUUUGACCAUGCCCAAGGAGAGGGUGGGGCAAGAAGUGGGAAAGAACCUAAGUCUCUGAGUGAUCACAUGGAUCCGAGCCAGUGGAAAAAUAAACUUUUAUGUUUUUAUAGCUACUGUAGCUUGAGGUCUUUCGGUUAUAGCAGCUAAAUCUGUACUCUCGCUGAUUUCAUACUCUUUGAUUCCAGUAAACCUUUGAUUUCCCACCAGAAAGUGGUGGGGAAGUUCUGUGUUAGCAACACACACAUUUCAAGCUGUCCAAGU
Loxodonta africana (African savanna elephant) is the source of this 2668-nucleotide messenger RNA. RefSeq names its product interleukin 27 receptor subunit alpha (gene IL27RA). The record is from RefSeq and is a predicted model, not a curated record. The coding region runs from base 33 to 1928 and encodes 631 amino acids. Gene Ontology annotation, molecular function: protein binding; interleukin-27 receptor activity. The transcript has 14 exons. Lineage: Eukaryota; Metazoa; Chordata; Mammalia; Proboscidea; Elephantidae.